CUUUUUUUCGGGAAACAGUACAUCUGGAAGUGUCCGGCUCUCCCCUUUCUUCCCGUCUUCCGCUCUCCUCGUCUUUUGUCUUGCUUCUCCUCAGCGCAGGCUCUUCCAUUAGGCGCCUACUCUUCGGAGGCGAAGGGGGCGGAGUCGGCGGCUGGGCCCCGCCCCCAGGACUAUAAAAGGUGUGCGGCGGCGCGCGACCUCAGCGCGCUCGGGUUGAGUGUCGAGGCGGGUGGAGCUACGAGGCGUUGCUGCCGCAGCUGCGUUCACGAUGCCUUCAAUUAAACUGCAGAGUUCUGAUGGAGAAAUAUUUGAAGUUGAUGUUGAAAUUGCAAAGCAGUCUGUAACCAUAAAGACCAUGUUGGAAGAUUUGGGGAUGGAUGAUGAAGGAGAUGACGAUCCUGUUCCUCUUCCAAAUGUUAAUGCAGCCAUAUUAAAAAAGGUCAUCCAGUGGUGCACUCACCAUAAAGAUGAUCCACCUCCCCCUGAAGAUGAUGAGAACAAAGAGAAACGAACAGAUGACAUCCCUGUGUGGGACCAAGAAUUUCUUAAAGUAGACCAAGGAACUCUCUUUGAACUAAUUUUGGCUGCAAACUAUUUAGACAUCAAAGGCUUGUUGGAUGUGACAUGCAAAACUGUUGCAAAUAUGAUUAAGGGAAAAACACCAGAAGAAAUCCGCAAGACCUUCAAUAUCAAGAAUGACUUCACUGAAGAAGAGGAAGCCCAGGUGCGCAAAGAGAACCAGUGGUGUGAAGAGAAGUGAAGUCUUGUGCCUGACACCCAGUGACACUGAGAUGUGAUGCCUGGGUGUGAGAUUCCUGUUGUGUGCAUUCCAGAGCCAAGCAUCAAGGGAUGUGUGAUCCUGUAACACAACACAUGCUUGUGACUACCUGAACAUACUUAAAUAUAAUACAGACCUUCUGGAUUGCUAUUGCAAAUGGACGUACUGUAAUUCUAAAAGUAGCAGGGUGGACCAUAUUGAAGAUCGUUCAGUAGCAGGCAUGGUUUGCGUGAGCUGGAAUAGCUAAAUGUGAGAUAACAAUUCCUAAAAUACAGAUCAGCAAGGGUUACAGUGAUAUGCCCGCUAGAUGGCACUCUUUGAAAUGUUUUCCCUGAUAAUAUUAAUCACUAGCGAACCAAAUUUCAAUCCAUAAUUCAGAAUCUUAGAGUAUCCUGACAUUCUGUAUGCAAAGCAUUCUUACUGAACUAAGGACAGCCAAGACUGCUCUUGACAGGGGUUUGGACUGGAUGGCCCAUGAGGUCUCUUCCAACUCUAUUAUUCUAUGGUUCUAUGAUUCUAUGGUGAAGCCUAUGUCAAUGCUGAGUCAGGCAAUGCUAAGCCUGACUCGGUAUCUUCUUUUUACCAGUGCCUGUAGUUAAAUAAGGGCUACAGGCCUUAAUUUGGUGUUUGAUUAAACUUAAAGAGCUGUACUUAACAGUUCUCUGCAUACACAUCAGAUUUCAUUUCCAAAGAAAACAAAAAGAGGGCAGGGACAUUUGCAGACUCUUUUUUAAAAUUUUGGGGAUUUUUUUUUUGAUGUGAGAGGCAAUAAAAGGUAAAGGUUUUCCCCUGAUAAUCCAUAUUGCUAAUGACAUUGAAGUGUGGUGAAACCCAUUAGAACAAGGACAAGAAUUUUAUCUUGUGAAUUCUGUGCAAAACAGUCGAACCUUGGCAUGAUAUACCAGCCCACGUUAGAUGAUCACAUGUCUAGAAAGAAAUAGAACAGCUUUUUCUUUUUUUGAGAAAAUCUGAUUACAACAGGAUCACUGAUCACUGCAAUCAUUAAUUGGAUCCUGAAGAUUAAUGGUUUAUAUAGCCAUCAUUGAAAAUACUUUCAAUAAAUAAGAAUGAUGCUGCCAA
Molecule: messenger RNA, 1858 nt
Organism: Anolis carolinensis (green anole)
Lineage: Eukaryota; Metazoa; Chordata; Lepidosauria; Squamata; Anolidae
Gene: skp1
Product: S-phase kinase associated protein 1
Exons: 7
Coding region: 269-760 (163 amino acids)
Biological process (GO): SCF-dependent proteasomal ubiquitin-dependent protein catabolic process
Cellular component (GO): nucleus; cytoplasm
Molecular function (GO): cullin family protein binding
Source: RefSeq, a predicted model, not a curated record